CACACACUUCUUCCUUCCAAGCGAGCGGACGGCGGUUGUAGAAGUAAAGGACAGAGCGGCACCAUGACGGAGAACAAAUACGACGUGAUUGUCAUCGGGGGAGGUAUUUCAGGGUUGUCUGCGGCCAAGCUGCUGGUAGAGUCAGGCCUGAACCCAGUGGUGUUGGAGGCCAGGGAUCGAGUGGGCGGAAGGACCUUUACUGUACGGAACAAGGAGACCAAGUAUGUGGACCUGGGCGGGGCCUACAUCGGCCCCACGCAGAACCGCAUCCUUCGGCUGGCCAAGGAGUUCGGGGUGGAGACGUACAAGGUGAACGAGAAGGAGCACCUGGUGCACUACGUGAAGGGAAAGUCCUAUCCAUUCAAGGGGCCUUUCCCACCUAUGUGGAACCCACUUGCCCUGAUGGAUUACAACAACCUUUGGAGGACGAUGGAUGAAAUGGGGAUGGAGAUCCCACAGGAAGCUCCUUGGAGGGCACCCCACGCAGAGGAGUGGGAUAAGAUGACCAUGAAGGACCUCUUUGACAAGCUGUGCUGGACACGAGCUGCCCGGGAGUUCGCCACCCUCUUCGUAAAUGUGAACGUGACCUCGGAACCGCACGAGGUGUCGGCUCUCUGGUUCCUGUGGUACGUCAAGCAGUGCGGUGGAACCAUGAGAAUCUUCUCCACCACCAACGGAGGACAAGAGCGGAAGUUUGUGGGCGGCUCGAGCCAGAUCAGCGAGCAAAUGGCAAACGCGCUCGGGGAGAGGGUAAAGCUGCAGAGGGCGGUCUACAGCAUCGACCAGAGCAGGAGCGGAGUGGUGGUGAAGACGCUCAAUGAUGAGACGUAUGAGGCCAAGUAUGUCAUUGUUGCCACGGCGCCAGGGCUGCACCUGAAGAUGCACUUUAACCCCCCGCUGCCGCCCAUGAGGAACCAGCUGAUCCACCGCGUGCCCACCGGCUCUGUAAUCAAGUGCAUGGUCUACUACAGGGAGAACUUCUGGAGGAAGAAGGGAUACUGUGGCACUAUGGUGAUUGAGGAAGAGGAGGCUCCCAUUGGUCUGACCCUUGAUGACACCAAACCUGAUGGGACUGUCCCAGCGAUCAUGGGAUUCAUUCUUGCCCGGAAGGCCCGGAGACUAGCGGGUCUGACAAAGGAAGAGAGGAAGAGGAAGAUCUGUGAGAUCUACUCGCGAGUCCUGGGCUCUGAAGAGGCUCUGCACCCUGUACACUAUGAGGAGAAGAACUGGUGUGAGGAGGAGUACUCUGGAGGUUGUUAUACAGCCUACUUCCCCCCGGGUAUCCUCACGCAGUAUGGCAAGGUGCUACGACAGCCAGUGGGCAAACUGUACUUUGCGGGCACUGAGACGGCCACGGAGUGGAGUGGGUACAUGGAGGGUGCGGUGCAGGCGGGCGAGAGGGCCGUGAGAGAGAUUCUCUGUAAGAUGGGUCGGAUCACCGAGAGUGAAAUCUGGCAGCCAGAGCCGGAGUCUCUGGAGGUCCCAGCAUUGCCUUUUGAGACCACGUUUUGGGAGAGGAACCUGCCGUCCGUUCCAGGAUUCCUGAAAUUCAUGGGCCUGUCCUCUGUCCUGACUGUGGCCACAGCAGCAGGCCUCUUUGCCUACAAGAAGGGCCUCCUGCCCCACAGCUAAACACCUCAUUUCUGCCAUAUAUCUGUCCAAGGCCUUGGCCGAGACUGUUCUGUCUCCUCCUUACAA
Megalops cyprinoides (Indo-Pacific tarpon) is the source of this 1698-nucleotide messenger RNA. It is a transcript of the gene maoa, whose product is annotated as monoamine oxidase. Gene Ontology annotation, molecular function: oxidoreductase activity. The coding region runs from base 64 to 1632 and encodes 522 amino acids. The record is from RefSeq and is a predicted model, not a curated record. The transcript has 15 exons. NCBI's taxonomy places the organism in Eukaryota, Metazoa, Chordata, Actinopteri, Elopiformes, Megalopidae.